This is a messenger RNA of Juglans regia (Persian walnut), 1693 nucleotides long. Its product is annotated as protein CLT3, chloroplastic. The transcript has 11 exons. The record is from RefSeq and is a predicted model, not a curated record. The coding region runs from base 30 to 1340 and encodes 436 amino acids. NCBI's taxonomy places the organism in Eukaryota, Viridiplantae, Streptophyta, Magnoliopsida, Fagales, Juglandaceae.
AUUUCAUAAUUUCAUCCUGCACGCAAUUUAUGGCGUCAUAUUGUCGCCGGAUAACCGCCGGUGCGGUUGUGUCUGACCGGACGAUACGUCUGCGGCAGUCAUCACGGACCGCAGAGAUUCUGCGGUUGCCUCGCAAUUACUUGAAUCAACAACGGCCGGUGAUCGUGCUGAGAUCGCGGCUUUUGGUGGUGGAAGCGGUGGGAUCCGGAGGGGGGUGGGAGAGAUCGGAAGGGGGAGGUAGAGAGGAGAAGGCGGUGGGCCCGUGUUCGUACUCGUUGGCGGAGAAUCGGACGGUGGAGGCUGAGGAGUCUACGAGCAGAGAUCGGACGGUGAAGAUAGCGGUAGCAGCGGCGGUGACGGUGGUGAUGGGAGUAGGGAAUCGUGUGAUGUAUAAGCUGGCCUUGGUUCCUCUCAAGCACUACCCCUUCUUUCUCGCUCAGCUCGCCACUUUCGGAUAUGUAAUUGUCUACUUCUCUAUAUUGUAUCUCCGGUACCAAGCUGGCAUUGUUACAGAUGAGAUGCUUUCCAUGCGGAAAGGUCCAUUCCUUGCCGUUGGUCUCUUGGAGGCCCUCGGUGCUGCUACAGGAAUGGCAGCUGGAGCAAUUCUUUCUGGAGCAUCGAUCCCAAUUUUGUCUCAGACUUUUCUUGUGUGGCAAAUUCUUCUGUCAGUUAUUUUCCUUGGAAGAAGAUAUAGAGCAAACCAACUUCUUGGAUGCUUUCUUGUAGCACUUGGUGUAAUCAUAACUGUAGCAAGUGGAUCUAGUGCUGGACAAUCAUUAAAGGAAGCCGGUAUAUUUUGGAGCCUUUUAAUGAUAGUUUCAUUUUUAUUUCAAGCUGCCGAUACAGUGCUGAAGGAAGUAAUCUUUUUGGACGCUGCCCGGGAUUUGAAGGGAGGUUCAGUAGACCUAUUUGUUAUAAAUUCCUACGGAUCUGCUUUCCAAGCCUUCUUUAUAUUCCUUCUCCUACCAUUUUUAUCAAAAUUAUGGGGCAUCCCCUUUAGUCAACUGCCAAACUAUCUCAAAGAUGGUGCAGCCUGUUUUCUAAACAUUGGUACUUUGUCAAGUGGAUGUGAAGGUGCUCCACUGCUACCUUUGUUGUUUGUUGCUGUCAAUAUGGGCUUUAACAUAUCAUUGCUGUAUCUGCUCAAGAUCUCUUCUGCUGUGGUGUCUUGCCUUGCUUCUACAUUUUCAGUGCCGAUAGCUGUUUAUGUGUUCACGCUGCCGCUACCAUACCUUGGAGUUGGAUCAUCCCUUCCGGCAGGCUUUGUUGCAGGAGCCAUCGUUCUUAUUAUGGGAUUGCUCAUCUAUGCAUGGACACCGACUGUUUCCACUUCCGAGUAGAUGAUGAUGAUCCUUAUAUUACCAGCAAUAUUGUUGCUAUCAAAGUGUAGCAGACAAUUCCAGCUAGCCCUGCUUUCUGGUUUUAGCUCAAGCGAGGAAGAGGAUGAGGAAUGCUGAUUUUCAUUGCAGGCGGAAAUGUAAUUUGCGUUUCUGGCAAAUAAUGCCCAAGCAAGUACGAUUUCAGACUUUUUCUUUUCUUUUUUUCUUUGUUUUUUUGGGGGGAGGGGGUGUUAUCUAUAUUGUAAUGCCUUGAGAAGGGAUGUGAUUGGGAUUCAAGAAAUAAAGAAGUGUACGGAAAAAUAAAGAAAAAGAAGAUGAGAUGUCUAUUAAAUUAGACAUCAUUUGACAAACAA